GUGGUUUUUGGUUUUUCUUUAGAAAUAACAGUUUGUUUCAAAAACCAGUUUCCCUAGAUUAUAGGAAAUCUAUUUAUCCAAAAACUUGAUUGGCUAAAAGUAGUUUUUUCAAAAACAAAAACUAAAAACUACAGCAAAAUCUGUAAACAAUCAUCCCCAAGGCGAGAGCGAGAGAGAGAGAGAAGGAGAUGAAGAAACCAAUUCCUAAAAUUAGGGUUUUCGGCCAGCGAUCGAUCGCCCCUUCUUUCUUUAAUCGUAGUUCGAUUCCUGUGGAAGAAGAGUCUUCGUCGAAGAAAGUGGACAAGUGCGCUUCCUUUUCAGAGUUUCUCGAUCGCAAGUUGAACAAAUCUGUGCUCUUUAAGCCCAACAACGUUGAAAAAUUGAUUCCUGAACAGCAAAGGCCAAGACUUUUCACUUCAUUGUUUAGCUCCAAGUCUGAAAAGAAAAUCGGGGAUGUUAGUCUUGAAAAGACAAUGCUUCAGCAGUUUAAGCCAAGAGAGACCCAGAUAACUGGUGAACAAGUUAUGAGUAGGGCCCCUGAGCCCUUGGAUCAAGCUACUGCUGAAGAGGUUGAUCUUUUGACGACAUGCUUUACUGAUGAGAUCAAUGAUGAUGAUGAUAUCAUUGUAAUGAAGGAUGAUAGAUUAUCAAAGAAGAGAAAAGAUCCUUUCCAAGGUAUGGAGAGCAUGGAUAGAACGAGAAAGCCUGUUUUAGUCUUUGGAGACUACAACUCAAAAGUAUCAAAGCCCAUGCACGAGGUGGAAGGUGAAAGAGCAAGCAACAACACUAGUUGUAAGAAGCAGAAACCGAGUUAUAACCAUUAUGCAAAUGGUUCAGGGUUUUGGGACCGUGACAUGGAAGGUGUUGACUCGGAAGAAGUGGGACAUAGUGAAGUCUGGGAAGGAGUUGGUUCCACCACAUUCGGUGAUAUAGUUGAUUGGCACUAAUAAGUAGCAAUCGAGUUGGUCCUUGUCUCACCUUUAAUUGUGGCUUAAUAUUCUGAGAAAAGAUCAACAAAUGCGUAGGUAGCAAUGUCCUUUAUUUGGUAGAACUUUGUCGAUCUCGAGGAGAAUAGUUUAUUUUGGUGUUUUGACGAUUUUCUUAAGGUUUAACUAUAUACUGUCGCCUAAACAUAUGCUGUAUUUCGAACUUCUCCAUUUCCAUGAAAGACUUAAAAACAUUAA
Molecule: messenger RNA, 1184 nt
Organism: Eruca vesicaria subsp. sativa (arugula)
Lineage: Eukaryota; Viridiplantae; Streptophyta; Magnoliopsida; Brassicales; Brassicaceae
Source: the annotation of a GenBank genome assembly